AUGUGCACUGAGGGGAUUUGGCUGAGAGACCACUGCCGAUGCCCCACGUGCUACCACACAGACACUCGGCAGCGGCUGCUCGAGACAUACGACUUGCCUUUGGACAUCGCACCCGAGCACGCACAAAUACGAGACGAUGCGCUGGACGUCCAGUGGCCCGAUGGGCAUUCGUCGACGUAUCUUUUGUCGUCUCUACGGAAUGCAAUGGCCAAACGCCCCAGGAAAGAGACCGACAGGCAAACGUUUUGGGACGCGUCAAUUGCUGCCACGCCGCCAGUGACACAGUACAACGAAUUCAUGGACAGCACUAGUGGGAUAAAAUCAUGGCUGACAGACAUUAAACGGACCGGGUUUGCGCUGGUCGACGGAGUACCCGCCACGGAACAAGCAACUCAAGCGGUCAUCAAGCGAGUGUACGCGCCUAUGCACACAUUCUAUGGCGAAUGGUGGACGUUCUCUAACAAUGCGCUCGAUCACGCGGAUACAGCCUACACAAACCUAUCACUGCCAUCCCACACAGAUAUGACGUACUGUUCCGAUCCAGCCGGGUUACAAGUAUUUCAUUGCCUGUCCUUUGACGGCACGGGGGGUGAAAGCACCCUGGUGGACGGCUUCAAAGCGGGACGGCAAUUGCGGGACCAAUACCCUGAGAUCUACCGCACACUCACCACGGUGAACAUUCCGCAAACGUACGCCGACCCGGUCCAAAAAAUCUGGUCCACGAUAAGCAGGCCUGUCCUGAUUGUGGACUCCACCAGCUAUGAACUGGUGCGCGUCAAUUUCAACACAUGCGACCGUGCUGUGCUGGAUGCGUCUACCGUCGACAUGAGCCGCAUUCAGGAGAUCUACCGCGCUCUCCGAACAUUUGAAUCCAUUCUGCGAGAAGAACAGAACGUCUACACAUUCCCAUUGACCCCAGGAAGAGUCCUCAUCUUCGACAACUGGCGCGUGCUGCAUGGGAGGGAGGGGUUCACCGGCAGUCGCACGCUGAGUGGGUGCUAUGUCAGUAGAGACGAGCACAUGCUUAAGCAACGCAUGUACCUAGACGAAUGCGAAGAGGCGAAUUAAAGGGACCUAUAUGAAACGAAA
Molecule: messenger RNA, 1089 nt
Organism: Sphaeroforma arctica JP610
Lineage: Eukaryota; Ichthyosporea; Ichthyophonida
Product: trimethyllysine dioxygenase
Exons: 9
Coding region: 1-1068 (355 amino acids)
Biological process (GO): carnitine biosynthetic process
Cellular component (GO): mitochondrion
Molecular function (GO): iron ion binding; trimethyllysine dioxygenase activity
Source: RefSeq, a predicted model, not a curated record